AGUAUAUUUUGUAGUAGCUGUGUCACUUUUUUUUAUGCUAGAAAAGUAAGUCCCAACAUGCCAGAAGAAAUCAGUGCUCUUUGAUGACUGCAAUGGGAAUGAAGGAUUGGAGUUUUCAAUUUCUAAUCCAGACUUGCGGGUUGAAGCAGAUGGUUCUGUAUUUGCUGGAAAAGAUAUGAAGGCCGCUAUACCUGGAUUCUACAUCCAAGCAGCAUCUGUUCAUGUGCAAGACUUGGCCAAAGUUCAGAUUGCAAGAGAAGAUGCUCGCAGUAGCACUUUGAAGGAGGCCAUGAGGAUUGGAAACAACUCUAUUCUGCACAGAAGUAAACGAUCUUUAAUAGCUCCUCCAAUUUCGUUCCCUGAAAAUCAAAGAGGACCGUUCCCAAAAGCUAUUGGAUGGGUAAUAACUGACAAGAAAGAUAACAUCAAAUUUCAACUUCAUGGGAAGGGUGUGGAUGAGGAACCGAAGGGCAUUUUCAAAAUCAAUGAUCAGUCUGGACAAAUCAUUGUCACCCGUACAUUGGAUCGUGAGACUAUAGACAUGUAUAUUCUGCAAGUCGAAAUUACUGACCCCAGUGGAAAACUCCUUGAAGGACCAGCCACCCUCUAUAUCACUAUUAUCGAUCAGAAUGAUAACAAACCCCUCUUCAGGGAAGGACCGUACGUGGGCCAUGUUCUGGAAGCAUCCCCCACUGGAACUACUGUGAUGCGAAUGACAGCUCAUGAUGCAGAUGACCCGAACACAAACAAUGCAGUUCUGCGCUACAGUAUCAUAAAACAGACACCAGAGACGCCAUCUCCAAACAUGUUCUACAUUGAUCCAGAGAAAGGAGACAUUGUCACUGUGGUACCACCAUCAAUGUUAGACCGAGAGACCCUGGAAGUAUGCAAAUACGAGUUGAUUGUGGAGGCUAAAGACAUGGCCGGCAGUGAUGUGGGAUUGACAGGCACAGCCACAGCGACCAUUAUCAUCGAUGACAAGAAUGACCAUGCACCAGUGUUCACCAAAUCUAUGUUUCAAGCUACAGUGAAGGAAGGUUUUACUGGCAUCAUAGUGAAUCUUACAGUAGAGGACAACGAUGACCCAGCAACUGGAGCGUGGAGAGCUGUCUACACCAUAAUCAAUGGAAAUCCUGACCAGAAUUUCCAGAUUGAAACCAAUCCAAAGACUAAUGAGGGAAUGUUAUCCGUUGAUAAAUCUUUGGAUUAUGAAAGAUCUGCAUUUCACACACUGCUAAUUAAAGUGGAGAAUGAAGACCCAAUCAUGCCAGAGAUCAGUUAUGGUCCCAGUUCUACCACCACAGUACAAGUCACAGUUGUUGAUGCGAAUGAGCCACCCAUUUUCAAUCCAGACCCAACGAAUGUAGUCAAACCGGAGAACAUCCCAAUAGGCAGUGUUGUUGUGACAUUGAAUGCAACUGAUCAAGAUAUUCUACAGAAACAGACAAUUAAGUUUGCGCAGUUUCAGGAUCCUGCCGGCUGGCUGACCAUCAAUCCUACAAACGGUACUGUUACAACCAGAGCAGCCCUGGAUCGGGAAUCUCCCUAUGCACAUGACAGUCAAUACACAGCCUUAUUUCUUGCAACUGAUAAUGGUGACCCGGUUGCCACUGGCACUGGUACCUUGAUUAUCACCAUGUUGGAUGUGAAUGACAACCCACCCUCUGUUUAUCCAACCGUAGCUAAGUUCUGUGAGGAUUCAAAGGACCUCAGUGUGGCUCUUCUGGGAGCAACAGACAAAGAUCUCGAACCAAAUGCUGAUCCAUUCAAAUUUCAAUUGGGCAAGCAACCUGGAAUUGAAAAAACCUGGAAGGUCACUCAAGUCAACAGCACCCAUGCUCAACUCAGCCUUCUGCAUUCGCUGAAAAGAGCAAACUACAAUUUGCCAAUUGUAGUGACAGACAGUGGGAAGCCCCCAUUGACCAACAGCACAGAUGUUUUAGUCCAAGUCUGCUCCUGCAAGAAGAACAAAAUGGACUGCAGCACAGCCAACUCUAUCCACAUCAGCACCACACUCCUCCUGAUUUCAUUCAUCACAUUGUUCUGCCUGUAACAAGCACUGAUGUUUGAUGCUGCCCACGGAGUUGCUGUGGCAACAAGAGGGGAAAAAAAGCCAAAUCCGAAGAUUUUACAGGAUUUACAGUUGCUCAAGUUCUAG
This is a messenger RNA of Pristis pectinata (smalltooth sawfish), 2158 nucleotides long. RefSeq names its product cadherin 13, H-cadherin (heart) (gene cdh13). Gene Ontology annotation, cellular component: plasma membrane; adherens junction; catenin complex. NCBI's taxonomy places the organism in Eukaryota, Metazoa, Chordata, Chondrichthyes, Rhinopristiformes, Pristidae. The transcript is spliced from 13 exons. The record is from RefSeq and is a predicted model, not a curated record. Gene Ontology annotation, biological process: multicellular organism development; sprouting angiogenesis; calcium-dependent cell-cell adhesion. Gene Ontology annotation, molecular function: calcium ion binding; cadherin binding. The coding region runs from base 176 to 2053 and encodes 625 amino acids.